This is a messenger RNA of Rhodotorula toruloides NP11, 2193 nucleotides long. RefSeq names its product regulator of G protein signaling. The transcript has 4 exons. NCBI's taxonomy places the organism in Eukaryota, Fungi, Basidiomycota, Microbotryomycetes, Sporidiobolales, Sporidiobolaceae. Bases 1 to 2193 code for a protein of 730 amino acids. Gene Ontology annotation, biological process: intracellular signal transduction. The record is from RefSeq and is a predicted model, not a curated record.
AUGUCGGCGCAGGCUCGCUCUGGCGAUGGCAGGACACGACAGCAGCAGAGCAGCCACAUGCUCAAGACGGGUCGGAGAGGGAACCCGUUCUGCAAGGACACGCACGACUUGUUUGCGACGCUGAUGGUCUCGCUGGACCUGUCGGACCGGACACGCUUCUUCCGCACGUACCCGAACGCGUUCACGACCGACGACGCCGCCGCCAACCUCGCUUCGCUGCGCUUCUCCCAGUCGAACCGGACGUCGGACCCGAACGACCCGCAGCGGAUCGUGACGACCACGACGACGACGACGUUCUCCAUGUCGCGCGACAUCGCCAAGGGCAUCUGCCAGCAUUUCAUGGACGCGCGGCUGAUCGAGAACGCGGCGGACCCGUCUUCGAUGACGUUCAAGGACCGGGGGAUCUACCAGAUCACGCCCAAGGGCUUGCACAUCCUCGAACGGUUCAUCACCAAGAACGGAAUCUCGGCCGACCACCUCAUCCCCGUCUUCACCACCCAGCCCAUCUGCAUGAAGCUCCUCCACCUCGAGCGACGGCAGUCGGACGACGAGAUCCACAUCUCGCGGUCCGUCAUCGACGUCGUCUUCCGCCGCUUCGCCGGCGCGCGGCAUCCGAACUAUGUCGCCGAGCCUCACGACGGGCGAGGACCGCCUAUCGCGAAACCGUUCCUCGAGAACGUGCGGUUACCCGACUCGUUUGACCGAGCGAACGGCGUCGAGUUGCAGGACGUGACGGAGAAGUCGAAAGCGGGCCAGGUCGUCGUCGUCAAGCAGGUCUUUGCCGCGACCGCCGCAGUAGACUGGUUGCUCGACUUUUCGACCUGCUGUUGUCGAGAAGAGGCGGGCGAACUCCUCGCGCACAUGGUUCGGUACGGCUUGAUCGUCUUGUACGCCGACCGUUCGCGGACAGGAGACCGCGUCACGGUCAUCGAGGUGCAGGGGUCGACGGGGCAGACGGCCGAGUACCGCUUCGGUCCGCGGGUGCUGUAUCGCAUCACGGAGGAGGGGCGACGAGUUGCGCAGGGCGGGGCGACGGCAGAUGCGGCUGUUGGGUUUGUUGGCGGGAAGGCCGCGGCGGAACUCAAGGCGCAGGAGGCGGCGGCGACUCAGGCGGCACAGGCGAGCAGUAAUGCGCCUGCUGUGUCGCGCGGGUCGGGCAGCAGCGUGGCGGACGACGACGCGAGUUCGGUGCGGAGUUUCGACAAGGCCCCGACUGAGCGGUCGUUUGUGGGCGGGACUGGGCUGAGCAACAUCGAGGGCUCCCUUGUCGGCGGACGGAAGGGCAUGGCCGACUUGUUUAAGUCGAACUUGAGCGAGUCGGGCGCCGCCCCCGCCUUCGGCAAGGACUCGCACUCGACGACGGCGCGGCUGCGGGCGAUCCUCGAGGAACCGGCGCUGCGAGCGCUCUUCCGCGACUUUUUGCGCGCAAACUACUGCGACGAGAACCUCGGGUUCUGGCUCGAGGUGAACGACUUUCGGCGGCGGUUCUCGACGACCUCGUCGGCUGUCGGGUCCGGCACGAAGCGCAAGCAGGCUGCCGUCCUCAACGCGAUGGAGUCGCACCAGCAGAACCUCGUCGCCGCCGCCCUUCACAUCUACAACACGUACCUCGCCCCGCUCUCGCCCAACGAGCUCAACAUCGACCACAACCUCCGAGUCGACGUCGUCAACUACGUCAACCGCUCGCUCGCAGAAGUGGGCGCCAAGAACCCCGGCGCGGACGCGACGGCUGCGAUGGCUGCUGCGGCGAGUAGUGGGAUCCCCGGCGUGCCGGGCUCGACGAGCGUCACGUCGUCGACGAGCGUCACGUCGUCGACGGGAAGCGCGGGCGGUGCGAGCGAGGUGACGGACCAGCCUAUACCCCCGCUCAGAGCGACGCAGGUUCAGACGCUCCUCAGGCAGUACGAGCGGAUACAGGAGCACAUCUUCCGCCUCCUCGCGACCGACCAGGUGCCCCGAUUCAUCCGAACGGAGCCCUUCCUGGCGCUGAUGGAGCCCGAGUCGAAGAGCUCGCCGGCGAGCAAGACAUCUGCGGCAAAGACCUCGUCUGGCUCGUCCGCGCCUUCGUCCGUCUCGCACGGGACAGGCGCAUCCGCAGGCGACUCGUCUGCGCCCAACAGCUCGUCAACAACACCGUCCAUCACGCCCAAGGUUCCGCAAGGGGCGACUGUACCCGCACCUCCAAAAGCCUGA